GCCCCCCCCGCGGCCAUGAGCGCGGCCGGGCUCGUGUCCGCUCCCCCCGCCGCCCCGCCGGGGCCGCCCGCCCCCGCCAUGGCCCCCGCGCCCGACUACUACGAGGAGGAGGAGCUGGAGAGCGCCGAGGAGGAGGACGGCGAGCGCAGCGCCCGGGCCCGCGACUCCGAUGAGGACACUGAGGAUGCCAGUGAGACUGACCUGGCCAAGCACGACGAGGAGGACUUUGUAGAAAUGAAAGAACAGAUGUAUCAGGACAAACUGGCAUCUCUGAAGAGGCAGUUGCAGCAAUUGCAGGAAGGUACUCUUCAGGAAUACCAGAAAAGAAUGAAGAAGUUGGACCAGCAGUACAAAGAAAGGAUACGAAAUGCAGAACUGUUCCUGCAGCUGGAAACAGAUCAGGUGGAGAAAAAUUAUGUGAAGGAAAAGAAGGCAGCAGCAAAGGAGUUUGAAGAUAAGAAAAUUGAGCUUAAGGAAAAUCUGAUUGCGGAGCUGGAAGAGAAGAAGAAGAUGAUUGAGAAUGAAAAGCUAACCAUGGAAUUAACAGGGGAUUCAAUGGAAGUGAAGCCUAUUAUGACAAGGAAACUGAGGCGACGACCAAAUGAUCCAGUUCCCAUCCCAGACAAGAGGAGGAAACCUGCCCCUGCUCAGCUAAAUUAUUUGUUGACUGAUGAGCAAAUAAUGGAGGACCUGAGAACGCUGAAUAAGCUUAAAUCACCCAAGAGACCAGCCUCCCCCUCCUCUCCUGAGCACCUCCCAGCUACACCAGCAGAGUCUCCUGCACAGCGGUUCGAAGCCCGGAUAGAAGAUGGAAAACUCUACUAUGAUAAGAGAUGGUACCACAAGAGCCAGGCUAUUUACCUGGAGUCUAAAGACAACACGAAGAUCAGCUGUGUGAUCAGCUCUGUGGGCGCCAACGAGGUGAUCUGGGUGAGGAAAACCAGCGACAGCACAAAGAUGAGGAUCUACCUGGGGCAGCUGCAGCGAGGUGUGUUCGUGAUCCGCCGGCGAUCGGCUGCGUGAGCGGGAGCUCCUCCCUGGGCCUUCUUUUUGGGUUUUUUUUAACUGAUCACCAAACCUCUGCUGAGGGGUGUCAGGCUGCUCACUCUUCCCAGCAGCACAGAACAAUGUCAUGACCUCUGAUGAGACCGUUUGUGGCUGGCCACAUGAUCCCCAGUAGCCCUUAAAUCUUUAGCGAUGCCCAAGCACUGCCCUGGACUAUUUCUGGAUUUUUGCAUCAAGCUUCUCUAUGCUCUCUUUGUAUUUGGGGUGACUGUUUAACAAGACUUUGCAUCAUACUUUUGUCAUCGUCGUUCUGUGGUGCACAGAUGGGACUCGUAUGUCAAAACAGUGUCACGUCUCUGUUUGAAGUCAGACCAGUGGAAGAAGCUUUGCUUGUCAAGACCUGAGGUUGUUUGUUCUUUUUGGCCUUGUUUUCCUGCAAGGCUCAGGGUGCUGGGCAGAAGGAGAUGAAUCCUGCCAGGUUUCAGCUGCAGCUGAAGAGAAGCCUCCAGAACACCUGGUGCACAGCAUCAAGUUUAUUGGGUGAACUCUUCAAAGACUUGAGUGCUGAGGCUUUUUUUGGACGGUGUGAACAGCUUAGAAACUGCUGAAAAUACAGUGAUUUUAAUGUAGUUAAGCAGUCACGCGUGGUUAGUCAGAAGCUUCCGUUUCUCUUCACAUUAAAAAACCCUUCAAUGAACAAGCAGAGUAUGUCUAUUUGCUGAAAUAGAUUACCUGGAAUAGGUGGAUGACUAUAAAUUAAAGGAAUAAUUACCUGGA
Molecule: messenger RNA, 1782 nt
Organism: Corapipo altera (White-ruffed manakin)
Lineage: Eukaryota; Metazoa; Chordata; Aves; Passeriformes; Pipridae
Gene: SUDS3
Product: SDS3 homolog, SIN3A corepressor complex component
Exons: 12
Coding region: 16-1023 (335 amino acids)
Biological process (GO): negative regulation of transcription by RNA polymerase II
Cellular component (GO): Sin3-type complex
Molecular function (GO): histone deacetylase binding
Source: RefSeq, a predicted model, not a curated record